AUGAGAGAGAGAGAGAGCGAGAGAGCAUGUGAGGGGGGAAACACUGAGCGAGGUAGACUUAGGUUGUUUCAAUGGGGUACAAAGGAUCCUAGGGUUUGGAAUCGGGAAGAAUAUUAUCGCCUGGAAAAAGAAUCUUUUUAUGUAUUUGUUGAUAAUUUACCGGAAGAUAUUUCAAAGAAGGAAUUAUACCACUUGUUUGGGUGGACGGGCAAAACCAUUGACAUAUACCUCUCACGGAAACGUAAACAGGGAUUGGUUUAUCUUUUUGCUUUUGUACGAUAUACGACGAAAGGGGCCGCUCUGAAAGCGAUCACGGAGAUGAAUCAUAUGAGGUUACGAGGGAAGUUAUUGUCUAUUAGUGAAGCAAAAUUUAGAAGACACUUACAAGAGCGGGAACGAUGGGUGCAUGUGGAUCAGAGGGUUUUAUACGAGGGAAGGCAUAAGGGAGCUGAUAGUGGAAGCAAGGGAGAGCCUAAGGAAUCUGAUAGUGGAAAAGAAGGAGUUAUUGCACAAGAGAGUGAGGUGAACAAGGAUGAUGCGCAAGAAGCUGACCAUAGUAGGAAGAAGAGGGUUGACACUGCAGUAGCGCAAGCGAACUUGGAGUGGUUAGGGAGGAGCGUAGUAGGUAGCACUUUAAAAUCGUUUGACAUCCAAUCGUUGAAAAGAUCUAUUUGCAAGAUUGUGCCUUAG
Messenger RNA from Arachis ipaensis, 690 nucleotides. The record is from RefSeq and is a predicted model, not a curated record. NCBI's taxonomy places the organism in Eukaryota, Viridiplantae, Streptophyta, Magnoliopsida, Fabales, Fabaceae.